AUGGUGAGUCCAGACAGGAACCAAAGUGGUGCAGUCAUAUUCAUCCUCUUAGGAUUCUCUGAUUACCCAGAUCUCAAAGUCCCUCUCUUUCUUCUGUUUCUGAUGAUCUACGUAGUCACAGUUUUGGGAAAUUUGGGUAUGAUUGUGAUCAUCAGGAUCAACCCGAAACUCCAUACCCCUAUGUACUUUUUCCUCAGUCACUUGUUUUUUGUGGAUUUCUGCUACUCCACUGGAGUUACACCCAAGCUUUUAGAAAACCUAGUGGUGGAAGACAGAAAGAUUUCUUUUGGAAACUGCAUCACACAGUACUUUUUUACUGCUACCAGUGUGUUGACAGAAGCUUUCUUGUUGGCAGUAAUGGCCUAUGACCGUUUUAUGGCAAUUUGUAAUCCUCUUUUAUACAUGGUUAACAUGUCCCAGAAACGAUGUACACUUCUGGUGACUGGCGCAUAUACAUGGGGAAUUGCUUCUUCCCUCAUAUUUACCUACUCACUCAUUAUACUGUCUUUUUGUGGAACCAACAUAAUUAAUAAUUUUCUCUGUGAGUAUUCUGUCAUCCUUUCUGCCUCCUGUUCAGAUAGACACAUUAGUGAAAUGAUACUUUUCAUCCUUGCUAAUUUUAAUGUCUUGAGCACCCUCUUAACCAUUCUUACGUCAUAUAUAUUGAUUUUUGUCACCAUCAUAAAGAUGCAUUCAGCUAGUGGAAGGUAUAAGGCUUUCUCAACUUGUGCCUCCCAUCUGACUGCUAUCUCCAUCUUCUAUGGGACCCUUCUCUUUCUUUAUUGUGUCCCCAAUUCUAAAAGUUCAUGGCUCAUAAUCAAAGUGACUUCUGUUUUUUAUACAGUGGUCAUUCCCAUGCUGAAUCCUCUAAUAUACAGUCUGAGGAAUAAUGACGUGAAAGAAGCUGUCAGGAAAAUUAUGGACAGCAAAAUAUUCUCUUCCUAA
This is a messenger RNA of Monodelphis domestica (gray short-tailed opossum), 945 nucleotides long. RefSeq names its product olfactory receptor 5D3. Gene Ontology annotation, biological process: G protein-coupled receptor signaling pathway. The record is from RefSeq and is a predicted model, not a curated record. Gene Ontology annotation, molecular function: olfactory receptor activity; G protein-coupled receptor activity. Gene Ontology annotation, cellular component: membrane. NCBI's taxonomy places the organism in Eukaryota, Metazoa, Chordata, Mammalia, Didelphimorphia, Didelphidae.